This is a messenger RNA of Rhea pennata, 2638 nucleotides long. It is a transcript of the gene NPDC1, whose product is annotated as neural proliferation, differentiation and control 1. The coding region runs from base 1 to 939 and encodes 312 amino acids. Gene Ontology annotation, cellular component: membrane. The transcript is spliced from 9 exons. Lineage: Eukaryota; Metazoa; Chordata; Aves; Rheiformes; Rheidae. The record is from RefSeq and is a predicted model, not a curated record.
AUGGCGGCGGCCCGGAGCGCCGCCGCCGCCCGCCGCGCAGCGCUGCUGCUGCUGCUCGCCGUCCUCGGGGCCUGCCGCCUGCACGCCGCCGCCGGCCAGGCCGCGGAGUCGUGUCCCCGGAGCCUGGACUGCACCCUGCAGCGCCGGGAGCUCUGCCCGCCGGGAUCCCACACCUGCGGGCCGUGCCUCCAGCAGUUCGUGGAAGAUGACCACGGGCGAUGCGUCCAGAAGAAACACUCGCCCACUGGGAGGGCUUCAGUUCCCAGCUUGGAGGAACAAAUCGAUUUUCUGGCAGACGUGCUGGCCAGGCAAGAUGCUCCUCAUGCCCACCCACUGCACGAUGGCAAACCCAGAACUGUUGCAACCCUGGCGGGGAGGCAUCGUGUGGCCAGCAGGUUGCAAGGGGAGUCUUUGCAGAGGGAUCCUAUGGGCAGCAAGGCAGCCACGACCCUCCCCACCUCUACGACCGAGGCAGUCCAGAAAUACCCUGUGGAGGCAUCGCCCAUGCCUUCAAAUGAUGACGUAGUGCUCGGGCUGAUUGUGGUGUGCACCGUGGCUGGGAUCUCCGCUCUCAUCGUGGCUGCUGUCUGCUGGUGCAGGCUGCAGAAGGAGGUCAGGCUGGCGCAGAAAGCAGACUACUCAGCGCAGAGAGCAUCCAGCCCUUUGCCCUACGACAACAUCUCGCCUGGGGACAAGACGCUGGCUCAGAGUGCCCAGAUGUACCACUACCAGCACCAAAAGCAGCAGAUGCUCUCCAUGGAGAAGCAUAAAGAGGAGCCCAAACUGCCAGACUCUGCGUCAUCCGACGAGGAGAACGAGGAUGGAGACUUCACUGUAUAUGAGUGCCCGGGGCUGGCUCCGACGGGAGAAAUGGAAGUGCGCAACCCGCUGUUCGAUGACUCCACCUUACACCCCCCGAGCCCCAAGUUGCACCAGUAACACCCGUCCUCGCUCCUCGCACCCAAGCUCGCUACGGACUGUACGCAGAACGCCCGGACCUACCGCAGGUGGCCACCGCCGCAGGGCACCCGCGGGGCCCCAAAAAACCCCGCUCUGCCAGACUGUUCGCCGCCUGCCCAAUAAACACCCGCUAUCAGCUACGGGACGGGGGGCCGCCCCCCCUGUUUCCAGCCUCCUUGGUCUCUUUGGCGACAGUGCGUCCCUGCCUUGCCCCAUGGCUCCCCCGUGCCGCCGCUGUGGCACGGAAAUGGGGGGGCUGCAGUACCAGCUCCAAGGAGGGGGGCGAGAGCUGCUCUGACACCCGCAGCCAGGCUAAAAAUGCAAGAGGAGCUGGGAAAGGUCCUGAGAGGGAGGCACAGAGCACCGACAGGGCCGCAACACGCUCUCGGCUUCAGCCGGCAGCGCGGCCAGGGUUGGUCGACUUUGCCGUGAGCCCAUCCAGGAGGGCUGGAAACUUUCCCAGGAUUCGGCAAGCAUCUUUAAAGGCUGGCACUGGGCUGCCUGCUCUGUCCCCUCCUGCCCCCAAAAGCCUCUGUGCCCGGGGCCCUGCUUGAGAAGCCCAAAGCGGGAACGAGAGGGAGAUGAGGAGGCUACAGGCUUUGCUCCAGGUGAUGCAUCCGUGACUGCUGCCGCCGCAGGGAGCAUCCCCGCACAGUGCGCGGCCGCUGCUUUGCACAGGCAGCACAGUGGCCUUCCCCCCACCGUGGGCCCAGUGCUUUACUCCUUGCUGGGGCUGCUGGUCCCCAGAGGUGCCCAUGCUGAGGAAGGCCCAGGUGCCCAUGGGGACCCCCUUGCCCAGGACGGCGGCACGAGCCCCUCCAACGGGCAGGGGAUUUCCUUGAGAUGUGCUCGCGAUGUUUUAGGCUAUCUGCAUCUUCUCCACUGCUCUGGCCGCCGUGGGGCUGGAUUUUAAAGCGCCCUGGGGUGCCAAGGACAAGAAAGCUGUCAUGUGCAGUGCUCAGCACCACUGGGCUUCCCGGGCAUCAGUCAGAAAAGGUUAAACAUUUUGCUUUGAAACCGGCUAGCAGUGGAGAAGAGAGCAGAGAGCAGAGCAUCCCCAGGGCUCGAGGAGGGCAAGGAAAGCCGUAGCCAAGCAGUUGUCCGGACGAUGGCAGAGCUUGCCAAGUGAGGGGCGCAGCAGGCACCCCCACGGCUCGCUGCAGCGCCAGCACAGCUGCAUUGGGACCCUGCUGCCCGCCAGCAUCGCCCCGUGCCCGUCCCGAGACACCGGUCCCUGUGUAGGCAAAUUCCGGGCUGCUCCGCUGCAGCCAGUACUCCCUGCAUGGCACGGGACGGUUCCCACGUCCAUCAGGGCACUGUGUCUGGCUCCGGAGCCAUGGUGGCCAGUGGCUGCAUGUUGUGCCCACUCGCCAGCCCGUGCUGCCACAUCCUGGCUGGGAGCCCCACAUCUCUUCCCAGAGCCUCCAGGGUGGUUGCUGCAUGCAGGUGGCUCAUUGCACGCGUGGGUGAUGCAGGCAGAGACGUGGCCCCGUGCCGGUGAGCAGUGGUGCAGCGGGGCUUAAAGGCAGAAGUCGUCCCUUCAUGGAUGCUUUCUCUUCGCUGCACUACGUUAAAUGUGGGUUGCUGCCCCCUCUUCCCUGACAGCAUCGUCAUUGUAUGGAUUGUAGUUAUUUUUUUUUAAAAAAAGGAGAUUUUAUUAAAACAACCAUGUUUGAGA